UAAAUUGACACCCGGGCUGGGAGAGAGAGAUAUAGGAAGCAGCAUCCACUCGCUGCUGCUUCACUCGCUCCAACUCCCUGCCCCUGAGACACACGCAGCCGGCCUCACGGGGAACACUCUACAUAAGAGAGGCUGUAGAACCGCUACGCCGUUUUACCGCUUCACCCACAGAGAGUUUGGAGGGACAUUGAUGAGGACACAAUCAUGUUGCUGAAGCUGAUCACCGCCUUGCUCGUUUUCACGGUGUUUGGGAACGUAGUGGGGCUGGAUAAUAUCGACCUCCAUGACAGCCCCCCCGAGAAGCCCGCCAGCCAGAAAGGACGCCUCUCCCUCCAGAACACAGCGGAGAUCCAGCACUGUCUGGUGAGCGCGGGGGACGUGGGCUGCGGCGUGUUCGAGUGCUUCGAGAACAACUCGUGUGAGAUCCGGGGUCUGCAGGAGAUCUGCAUGACGUUCCUGCACAACGCCGGAAAGUUUGACUCUCAGGGAAAGUCCUUCAUCAAAGAUGCUCUAAAGUGCAUGGCCCACGGCCUCCGGCACAAGUUCAGCUGCAUCAGCAGGAAGUGUGUGUCCAUCAAGGAGAUGGUGUUCCAGCUGCAGAGGGAGUGCUACCUCAAACACAACCUCUGCUCCGCCGCCAAGGAGAACGUCGCCGUCAUGGUGGAGAUGAUCCACUUCCAGGACCUCUUUCCUAAAGGGCCAUACGUGGAGCUGGUCAACAUCCUUCUGAGCUGCGGCGAGGAGGUGAAAGAGGCGUUGACCCACAGUGUGCGUCUGCAGUGCGAGCAGAACUGGGGCGCCCUGUGCGACAGCCUGAGCCUCUGCUCCCCCCUGAGUCUGCCCCGGCCCCCCCCCGCCGCCGCCGCCGCCCCCGCCGCCGCCCCCGCCUCGGAGCACCGCCGGCAGGCGCCUCCGCCUUCGCACCCCGACCCCAGCCACCCACGCCCGCCUCGGCAAGGGGACAAGGACAAGCCCGGCAAGGGCGGUUUGAACGCCCACCCCCGCAACCGCAGCCAGGGUCCCCGCCGGCAGAGCCCCGAGGCUGGGCUGGUGUCGGAGCUGGAGGCCCCAGGAGCCGGGGACAUCCGGAGGUGAAGAACCCAGGUGCUCCACCUUCCCCCCCCCCCCCCCCCUCCCUGAGCAGAAGGAAGCUACCCUCACACAUCCCUCUCCAGUCAUUCCAGAAGCCCCCCUGGUGGUCAACUUGCAGGGUCCUUGUGGUGUAGCUCGUACCGUUAUGCCAGAUUGCUUUGGUUUUCCGUUCAUGACUGAAUAAUUAUGAUUAUUGUUAGUAUCGUUAACUCGUUUCAAUUGACUAGAAUUACCUUGGCUCUCGUAUAGCGUUUCUUAAAUCCUACCUACUUGCGUAUGAUUUGAUUACAAUUUGUAUUAUUUAUUUUAUCCUUUAUGCAAUGUUGAAAUAUGAAAAAUGUACAUAGAAAUAUACUUAUCUAUAUUUAUAUAAACCUGUAUAAAUACAGUUAACACAUGCAGUACUGAUACGCUAUAUACAGAAUUGUAUAUAAUACCCUGUCCAAUCACACGUCCCAAGCCUGUAGAUAUGUAACAUACAGGGUUAAAUACAAAAUUGUACAGGUUUGAAGUCCAGUUCUGGCACAUAGCAGUAUAUAUAGCCCGGCGUGAGAGUCUAUGGCCAUAAGCGGCCACAAACUUGUAGUAAAGUGUUGAAGUGAAACGGCACUCCAAACAAGAAUGCAUAUAUUAUACAAACGAUAUGCCGUUAUAACUAAGAUUUAACUCGGACACCACUUUCUGAAGCUUCUCCGAAGGCGAGACCAAUUUAGGAGAGACUUAGUAUCCAUCCAAUUUUUUCAACAACCUCUGGUUCGAAAAUGGUUAGUUAUACCAUCAAGAAUAACUCAUCUUUGUGAAAAACAGAAUGUUAAUACACGGUAAUUCAAGCUGACCACCCCUGUGAAAUGAACACUGAGCAGAAAUAUCUUUGGAAACUAUUUUUGUGACGUUGAUGGUUAACUGUUAUUUCACGGUCAUAUUCAAGAGACCGGUCCGUAUAAGCUAUGUGUUUGCUCUUCCUCCUCCUGAUUGCUUGUUAUCAUCCAAUGGCAACACGGAGAGGGUGAGUCAUGGCACCACUAAGACUCCACAGUGAUCCUCGCAUGUCGUCACAUGGCAGCCUCUAUUGUGAACUCUCUAACGCAUAUCAAGGUGCCUAGACAUGGGAUAAGGCGAUUCAUCUGAAGGAGAAACGGGUGAUGGGACGCGAGCAGGAGGGGGGAGGGGUAUGUCUGUCGCUCUCAGCAGGGGUUCGCUGAUUUAGAACUUUUUUUUUUCUUUUUUUCUUUUUUUUUUUUACACACAACGUUUGGCUUCAGAAAUCUUACUUGGGAUGCAUAUCGGUGACAUCUUGGCACAGUGCAAACAAACAGUCAACACACACACACACACACACACACACACACACACACACACACACACACACACACACACACACCUGGUCAAUAAAUAAUUACUCUUGAGUCUUUUCUGUUUGUGCUUGUAUGACAAAUAACCAAGUCCACAUGACCAAAUUUGACUAUUUCCUUCUCCUCUGGCCUGGUUCUGGGGUCUCGGUGCCCGAGAUGCCGCUGGUCUCCAGCUCUCCUCCUUAUUAGCUUGUAUUCCUGCGGAACCAUCUUCCCUCCGACGCGGUCUGGGCUAGACUUGAAGGCAUGCUUGUGUCCCUCUCCCCCCCCCGACCCACCCCUCCACCCCUCCACCCCUCCAGAACCACAGCCCAGCGAAGACCCAGGAAAACUGGGUUAAAUCCACAGACAGCAGCCCAUGGUGCUGUUAUUCUAAAUGUUAUAUUUACCAUGGCCACCAGAGAAUUCCUCUGGUCUGUGGCCAGCGGGCCAGACGCAUAGCGGGCAACAGAAGACACCGGGGAGGCUCACAGCGUUGCUUACUCCACUAACUCUGCGUCCCUUGUCCCAUCAUACGAUUCUCCGUUUCCCCCACCCCCCCUCAUCCCCUUGUUUUUUGGUUCCCGCUUCCAGGCACUUGGCAGCCAUUUGACCAUUUUAGGGCCGUCACAUGCUGUGAAUGUUUUCUAUCUUUGCUCCGCAUGUUGUAGUAGAAGUCACGGUGGUUGCUGAGACUAAAUGCGGAGACUAGUUUACAUGUUCUGGCUCCUCUUGAAGGGGGUCCUAGUUGUACUUUCUUAAAGAGGACAUCUGUCCUAAGCUUUUUACUAUACGUGCCCCGAUCGAGUGAGAGACUUUUUUCUGAGUGUGGGAGAGGUUUUGAGGGUGGCGGUGAUUCGGGGCGGGGGAGUCAUUACCAAUGUUUUUUUUUUUUUUUUUUUUUUUUUUUAACUUUCUGAUGGCUACUUCUUCUUUCUUUCUUUUCCUUUUAAACUGUUGGAUGUUGGGGUAAUCCCCAGGAUUUAUGAAACAUAAGCUAAUCGUUUUGAGAAUGUACUGUAAGUUUGUAAAUUCACAAUUGUUUUAGGUUUGCAUUAAUAGGUUUGAUAUUGGCUCUUGUAAUAUCCUGAUUUUUUUUUUUUCUUGUUUUGUUUUCCUAGGGAAAUAAAUGAACAUGUCUCUCGCCCGUCCGUUGUUGUUAGCUCUCCAUCUCUGCUUCUCUCCUUCUUUUCCCUCUCUUUUAUUUGAAUCUUUAUUGAAUGUGUAGUCCGACAUAAUGUGCUCUCUACGUGGUCCUGAAGUCACACUAAGACCAGGGGCCCAAAUGAUCAUAAACUCUUUAAGGACUUAAUGGCGAGUUCAUUUGUAUCUCUUGUUAUCAUUAAAACAUUAGUUUUUUCUUUUGGCCUGUAAUUUCAUUUGUUUUUGUUUUCCUUUGAAUGUGUUAUUGUAAGCACCAGUGGUAAAAAACCAAGUACCGAUAUUUGUAACAGAAUAAUAAAAACUACGUGGGUAGUAUUUACCCUUCA
Molecule: messenger RNA, 3913 nt
Organism: Gadus macrocephalus (Pacific cod)
Lineage: Eukaryota; Metazoa; Chordata; Actinopteri; Gadiformes; Gadidae
Product: stanniocalcin-2-like
Biological process (GO): intracellular calcium ion homeostasis
Cellular component (GO): extracellular region
Molecular function (GO): hormone activity
Source: RefSeq, a predicted model, not a curated record